AUGAAGGCCUGCAUUGUUGGCACUGGCGCAUCCGGCCUCAUCACGGGACGUACGCUCCUCGCCUUCUCCCACGAUGUGACGGUCAUCAAGCGCAACAGCGAGGUGGGCGGGGCAUGGAUCAAAGGGCUGCGCUACCUCGGCGUAACGCUACAGGCCAUGGUCUGCGGGAAGGAAGUGAACGUCGGCUACAGCAAGAGCGCAUGCGACGUCGCAAAGGCCUGGCACGUUCUCGGCAAGGCGCUGUUGGAGUACAUUACGCUACCCAGUCCCUUCAAAUAUCUCCUGCACCGCACGCCAAUGCGUGUCAUACGAAAUGCUCUCGUCGAAUCAUUCCGCACCGCCAUCAAUUUCCAAUUCUGUCUCUCGAGACUGGGCCUCCAUCCCAACAAGCGCUUUGCGACCAUUGCGCGCGCGAGCAUCUCGUUCGCCACCGAGGGGUUCUACGAGUGCGCUUGCAAAGGCACAAUCCGCGACACGCAGUAUGUGACCAUCCAAGAAUUACGUGCUUCUACCUCGGAACGUCAGCGCAGCGCGUUGCUUUCUGACGACAACACAUUUCCCGUCGUUGUCCCCGGCCUUGCUUUCAACGGCUACAAGUCCAGCCUUUUCUGCACGAUUGCGAGCGAGGUUGCAGCGCUGUGGGUCUUCGAAUACAUCCACAGCGACGAUGCAGGCGCUGCUGCUGGCACGCAGGACGCCGAUCAGGCGCAAGACACGUUCCACCGGCUCGACGAGCAUUCCAAGGACAAGCACGCCAAGGUGACGAACUUCGUGCCAUUCUCGAUGCAUGCCGUCAAUGAGCUGCUGAGCGACCUGCGGCUCUACAUCAGCAUGGACUCGCGCGGCUUACUGGAACCUUUGCUGAGGCGUACGGAGGGCAAGACGCUGGACGCAGCGGAGCGUCAUUGGGACAAGACGAUGGUGUAA
Molecule: messenger RNA, 927 nt
Organism: Tilletiaria anomala UBC 951
Lineage: Eukaryota; Fungi; Basidiomycota; Exobasidiomycetes; Georgefischeriales; Tilletiariaceae
Exons: 5
Coding region: 1-927 (308 amino acids)
Source: RefSeq, a predicted model, not a curated record